AUGAAGUUUAUCAUCAUAUUUGUUUUGGUAUUUCAUGCUCUUUCCAUGAACCUUGCACAUGGGAAGAAGGUUAAUAUUAAUCACAAGAAAACUAUUGUAAAGAGUGGUUGUGAUUUGUUUAAAGGAAGAUGGGUUUAUGAUGAAUCAUACCCUUUAUAUGAAACUUCACAGUGUCCUUUUAUUGAGAAAGAAUUUGAUUGUCAGAAUAAUGGUAGACCAGAUCAAUUUUAUCUCAAGUAUAGAUGGCAGCCCACAGGGUGUAACUUACCUAGAUUCAACGGUGAAGAUUUUUUAAGAAGAUAUAAAGGGAAAAGUGUUUUGUUUGUGGGGGACUCUUUGAGUUUGAAUCAAUGGCAAUCACUCACUUGCAUGCUUCGUAUAGCUGUUCCACAAGCUCACUAUAACUUAUUGAGAAUGGGUGAUCUCUCCAUUUUCACCUUCGCUAGCUACAAUGUUAAGGUGAUGUUCUCACGCAAUGCAUUUUUGGUGGACAUUGUUAGUGAAAAUAUUGGUAGAGUUUUGAAACUAGAUUCUAUUGAAGCUGCCAAUACAUGGAAAGGAAUUGAUGUCUUGAUUUUUGACUCUUGGCAUUGGUGGCUUCACACCGGAAGAAAACAACCAUGGGAUUUUAUUCAAGUAGGGAAUAAUAGGUUUAGAGAUAUGGAUCGUUUGGCUGCCUACGAGAAAGGAUUGAAAACAUGGGCCAAUUGGAUUGAUGCCAAUGUUAACAUUACUAAAACAAAGGUGUUCUUCCAAGGAGUCUCUCCGGAUCAUGUUAACUCAGAGCAAUGGGGAACACCAACAGAAAGUGCAAAAUUUUGUGAAGGACAAGAAAAACCAUUAUUAGGAACCAAGUAUCCAGGAGGCCCACACCCAGCAGAAUUGGUUCUAGAAAGAGUUCUAAGUUCCAUGAAAAAGCCUAUAAACUUGCUCGAUAUUACAACUUUAUCACAGCUUAGAAAAGAUGGUCACCCAUCAGUUUAUGGACAUGGAGGACAUAGGGACAUGGAUUGCAGCCAUUGGUGCUUAGCUGGUGUUCCUGAUACUUGGAAUCAGCUUCUAUAUGCAACUUUAAUUCAAAAUUGA
Molecule: messenger RNA, 1086 nt
Organism: Lathyrus sativus (Indian pea)
Lineage: Eukaryota; Viridiplantae; Streptophyta; Magnoliopsida; Fabales; Fabaceae
Source: the annotation of a GenBank genome assembly